Molecule: messenger RNA, 783 nt
Organism: Panonychus citri (citrus red mite)
Lineage: Eukaryota; Metazoa; Arthropoda; Arachnida; Trombidiformes; Tetranychidae
Product: palladin-like
Exons: 5
Coding region: 73-597 (174 amino acids)
Biological process (GO): axon guidance; homophilic cell-cell adhesion; dendrite self-avoidance
Cellular component (GO): plasma membrane; axon
Molecular function (GO): cell-cell adhesion mediator activity
Source: RefSeq, a predicted model, not a curated record
UGAUAUACUAAUUCCUUGUGGUGUUUACAAUUUUUACUUUUAAAAACAUUUACUUUGAAUCGGUGGUUUAAAAUGGCUUUCAAAGUAUUGAUCUGUUUCCUUUUCCUCAUCAAUUGUGUUCAUGGCCAAGAAAGUCCAAAAGUAGCUCCAUUUUCAUCAUUGGUUAAACCAGUGAUUGGAGGGAAAACAUCAUUCACUUGUCAAUCUCUUACUGGAUCACCUCCAUUCCAAAUGAAAUGGUUUAAAGAUGGUACAGAAAUUGUUGAUUCAUCUACGAUUAAAAUACGAACCAAUGAAGAACUGUCAUCAUUGAUUAUUGAUUCAAUUAAAUCAAGUUACUCUGGAAACUACACUUGCAAGAUAUCAAAUAGAUAUGGACAAGAUUCUUAUAGCACCGAACUACUCGUCGAAGGUCCUCCUAAUUGGAUUGAUAAACCUUCGAAUGUCAAAACUAAAUUGUUUCAACCAAUUAUUCUGAGAUGUGCUGCAUCAGGUUAUCCCAAAUCAAAAACUGAAUGGAAAAAACUUGAAGGCUCUGAAUGGAUCAAUGUUUCACCAAACAAUCAAAUUACUAUUAAGGAUGAAUCACUAGAAUAAUUAAAUCAACUCGUGGCAAUACAGGAAGAUUUGGAUGUUUGAUUACGAACAAAAUUAAACCUGAUUUAUGGACUGAAUUUGAUAUCUCAGUCGAGGUUGGAUUGAGCCUUGAGUACGAUUGACCUUAUUGAAAGAUGAUUUUAUCAAUUGUGACAUUGUGUUUACUUUACAUCGGAGCUGAUGGAC